Entelurus aequoreus (snake pipefish) is the source of this 6661-nucleotide messenger RNA. RefSeq names its product plexin C1 (gene plxnc1). The record is from RefSeq and is a predicted model, not a curated record. Gene Ontology annotation, biological process: semaphorin-plexin signaling pathway involved in axon guidance; regulation of cell shape; regulation of GTPase activity. Gene Ontology annotation, cellular component: semaphorin receptor complex. Gene Ontology annotation, molecular function: semaphorin receptor activity; protein binding. The transcript is spliced from 33 exons. The coding region runs from base 278 to 4834 and encodes 1518 amino acids. NCBI's taxonomy places the organism in Eukaryota, Metazoa, Chordata, Actinopteri, Syngnathiformes, Syngnathidae.
AUCAGCUUACGCGAAUGCCUUGUUUGGAGGCGUGGCUUUGCUGUUGAUGACUGGCAGCUGCGUUGAGUUUCGCCGAUCCUUCGCUGAAUCUUACCAACUUUACUCACCAAACGAGGUUAAAUGUGGAAAAUAGAUAAACGGAAUAAAUACUCGCAAAUAAUGAGCGACCUGAGGAGAAUAAACAGUGUGGUCGUGAAGGUUAAAGGUGCUCCAUUGGACAGGUGGGUGCAAACAAGCGUCUUUUCGUGUCUUUCUCGCCAUCUCUGGUUCUACGUUGAUGUCUAAGUUGACCAACUUCUCGGAUUAUGGCCACAACCUUCUACUAUCCAGUCUUCUUUGGCCGGAAGCAAGUCGCUGCUCGGUGGCAGGUGUAAACUUCACCGUGGUAGGAGACAUCCGCCACUUUGUCACCACGCCCGAUGCCGUUUACAUAGCGGCAGCAGACAGGCUGUACCAGCUGAACCGCGACCUGAGUCUGGUCCGGACCGUGAACCAGAGAGGGGUCCUCACUGGCAAAAGUGAUUCUGCGCAGUUCUACAAAGUCCCGGAGAAGGCUGAAUGGAACGCAACGUUCAGCAUCAACAUGCUGUUGCCCUUUUUGGCGAAUAAAACGCUCAUCAGCUGCGGCGUAACGGACAACAAGUGCGGAUACUGCGAGCUGCUGGCGCUGGCCAACAUCUCCAGGGUAGUCUACAGGGAGAACAUUCUAGUGGGACCCUCAAGGCCCCUGAGCGCGUCCGUGGCAUUCUUGGUGUCUGUGGCCAGCCAUGACGUUUACAUUAUGACCGCCAUAGAGCAAAGCAAAAACCAGACCUCACAGAACACGUGCUCCCUCUCGGAUACCGAGGUGCUGUACCUCUAUGACACCGUUCACCACCAGAAUAAAAAAGCAGGGAACGAAGGAGGCAUCUUCUCCAUCUCUGGUGACUCUGCCACCCCGGUCUUUAGAAGCAAAGGCAACGUGGACUUUGUGGAUGGAUUUCAGAUAGAUACUAUCAUCUAUCUUUUUGCCAAUGUGCCUUCUUCCGAAGUCGGCGGUAACAAAGUCCGCCUCCUAUGGCUCCAAACCAAACCAAAUAAAGUGGAUACCAUGAAGUCGUUCCGAGGAUCGUCCCUCAUCAUUCCCGGGGGGAAAGGCAGCAGACUCGUAGCCUCCUCUGUGGUCUCGGGCCGGGCCCUCUGGGUCGGCGUGUUCAGUAAGGACGGAGAGCCGAGCAACACCAAGCUGGUUCUGUUCGACAUCACCCCUGAUCUGAACAUAAAAGAAAAUGAUGAUCAAGACUUCAGUACCUCAACUAAAACCUACAAUCCCACUAAGCCUAGAGAGCUGCAGCCGCAGAAGGUGCUCUUCAAGAAGACCUCCAUGACUUCUGUACUGGCUGUGACACAAGGAGCGUGGAUAGUCGUCUUCAUCGGGACAGGAGACGGCCAGCUCAUUAAGCUAAACGUGGACAAGAACUAUCACACCACUUGUCCCACACUGCUCCACCACACCGACGGCGACAGUAAGGUAUUUCCCAAGAUGCACCUGGAUGCGGCGCGCCAACAUGUGUACGCGGCCUUCAGUAAGACGGUGCAGCGUGUGCCUGUGUCAAAGUGCCACACCCACACAACACUGCAGGACUGCUGGUCAGCGCAGGAUCCCAGCUGUGUGUGGUGCCAUGAUAAAAACAGGUGCACUUUUAAAGAUGAAUGCCAAAACUCCAGCUGGUUGUCCAUUGUGGAGGACUACCAGCCAAAGAUGAUUUCCUACAGCCUGGAAAAGCAAAGUGAUGGUCGGAUCAGUCUAAAUGUUCACGCAAACGUCGCUGUGGAUCCAAACGCCGGCUCAAACUUCGCCUGUAAUUUCCCGGCAAGUUCUGGCGAGCCGUGCGAAAGGGAAGGCCUUCCUCCAAAGUUCCCAGAGUGCAAAUGCAUUCUCUCAAACGACACGAUACCCAGCCAAGGGAUGAGCGUCGCAUUGAAAGUCAAACUGGGCUCAAUGCACUUGUCGGAAACAUUAAAAAUCAUGAACUGCUCCGACAUCAAGGGCUCGCCCACCGCUGCUCUGUGCCAGCACUGCAUUGAGGUGGGAUGUGCUUGGAGUAACGGCAACUGUUCCUGGGCUACUGCAGGAGUCAUGAGUGACAGAGUUUGCCAAACAAUCCAGUCAACAACGAUGCUUUCAAUCUCCUCCGUCACCCCCAGCGUUGUGUCUUUCUACGGCCACAACCGCGCCGUUAUGUCUGGCUACAACCUGGGUCAGGUGGUCAGAGUGAGGGUCCAGACCAGCAUGGACUGCACACCACAGGAGUCUCCCGUGUGGGACAACACGGGUCAGGAGUUGCUCUUCCACAUUCCCGCCAAUGAAGGCAAAUGGACAGUUGGUCUGUGCGCCGUCCUCCCAGAUGCUAGUUGCCAUGGCAACAGCACACUCACCUAUGUGUCCUCCCCGUCCUGCACUGCUGUGACACCAAACACCACCUGGAGCAGUGGUAAGCGAAAAAUCACCCUCCUCGGAUCCAACCUUGAGUUUGUCGACAGCGUUCUGCACAGUCACGCCCAGCAGGAAGUCAGCCUCUUCACCGACAGAAGCUCUCAAAAUGUGACUUACCAUAUACCUGCCUCUCAAAGCGCUCAGAGAGUUUUCACCAGCAUCGUAUCUCUCAAAGUAGCCAACGAGUCUUUGGCCUGCCUCCAGUCCAUCACCUACUAUCCAGACCCUCAGUUCACCAGCUUCACCUCCACGAGGACAGGGGACAACGUCCGCAUCACUAUACAGAAAAAGGCCGACCACCUUGACAUGAGCUUAGAAGAAGUGUCAGCGGUGGGCGUGUACGAAGGCAAAGACUACCCUUGCAUCAUGGAGGUCAAAGAAACCAGCAACCAGACUGACUUUUUCAUCUGUGAAAUUCAAAGCGCGCCGGAUGCUAUUUUUCGUCAAUUAAAGGUCAAAUAUGGAGAGAAGACGGUAAAGUUGCAGAACACAUCACAUCUGUUUGCUCUGAUGCUGCUCGUCCUCCUGCUGAUCCCCGCCAUCAUAUUGGUGGUGGUGGUCGUUUACCGCCGCCAGCAGCAGCAGCUCACUGUGAAGAUGAAUAAGCGAAUGGAAAACCUGGAGCUUGACAUCCGUAACGACAUCAGACAAGGUUUUGUGGAUCUGCAGACAGAAAAGGCGGACCUGAUGGAAAACGUCGGCACCAUUCCGUUCCUUGACUACAAGCAUUUUGCAUCCAGAAUCUUUUUUCCUGAGAAUGAAGCUCUGAUGGCAUCGUGUAUGGCCGACGUGAGUCAGGUGACCGUGAAGGUGCAUCUGGACGAGUGUUGCCAGGGCCUGUCCAAACUGAUCCAGGACCAGCACUUCCUUACAUCCAUGGUGCACGCCGUGGAGGAGCAGAAGAGUUUCACCAUUAAAGACAAGUGUGCAUUGGCGUCCCUCCUGACCGUGGCGCUGCACAGCAACUUGUCGUAUCUGACGGAAGUGAUGGAGGCUCUGCUGAAAGACUUGAUGCAGAAAAACAGCAGCGCUCAGCCCAAAAUGUUGCUGCGGCGCACCGAGUGCACGGUGGAGAAACUUCUUACCAACUGGGUGUCCGUCUGCCUCUACGGCUUCUUGAGGGAGAGCGUCGGCCAGCACCUCUUCCUGCUGGUGAGCGCCCUCACGCAGCAGAUGUCGCGAGGGCCGGUGGACCGUGUGACGGAGAAGGCGCUCUACACGCUCAGUGAGGACUGGCUGCUGUGGCAGGCGCAGGACUUCAGCCCACUGAGGCUGAAGGUGUUGUUUCCGGUGGGCGGCGACGGCGAGGUCACAGAGCCCCUGGAGGUGUCCGCCCUCAGCUGUGACACGGUGGAGCAGGUCAAGGAAAAGGUCUUGACCACCUUCGAGGCCAAGUUUGACUUCCCUUACAACAGGCCCGUUAGUGUCGAGUUGGACAAGGACGGCACCUUCGUUGCGCUGGAGGAGGUGGAUGCCAGCUCACACGUGGUCGGGGAGGUGACCAUGCUCAACACUCUCAAGCACUACAAGGUUCCAGAUGGGGCGACGAUCAAAGUGCUGUCCAGAUCACCUUCUGACAAACCCCUGCAGACUCUGAAAGACGAUCGGGACUUCUCGGGGAAAUAUUUCCAUCUGAUCGAUCCCGACGUGGGCGAGGACCGAGGCAUGAACCCGGAGAGGAAGAAGUUGCAGCUGAAGGAAGUGCACCUCACCAAGCUGCUGUCCACCAAGGUGGCGGUGCAUUCCUUUGUGGAGAACCUGUUCAGGUCCAUCUGGGGGACGCAGCAGUGCCGAGCGCCGCCGGCCGUCAAGUACUUCUUCGACUUCCUGGACGCGCAGGCGGACAACAUGAAGAUCCUGGAUGCAGAUGUGCUGCACAUCUGGAAAACUAACAGUUUGCCUCUUCGCUUCUGGGUGAACAUCCUGAAGAAUCCCCAGUUUGUCUUCGACAUGGACAAGAGUCCGCAGCUGGACGGCUGCUUGUCCGUCAUCGCUCAGGCCUUCAUGGACUCCUUCUCCCUCAGCGAGACGCAGCUGGGCAAGCACGCACCCACCAACAAGCUGCUCUACGCCAAAGACAUUCCCAAGUUCAAGCAGGAAGUCAAGGAUUACUACCGGCAGAUCCGAGACCAGCCGCCACACGCCGACUUCCACGGCUUCCUGCACGAGGAGUCCAAGAAACAUGAAAAUGAGUUCAACGAAGCUGCGGCCCUCAAGGAGAUCUACAAGAUCAUUCACAGAUACUUCUCAGAGAUCGUAGAAAAACUGGAGCAGAAUGGCGCCCCUGCUGAGCUGAAGGAGCAACUGCAUGAAGUAAAGAAGAGGUUUGAGGAACUGAAGAGCUGCUCCUGGAGCUGACCCACAUCCCGCCCUAGACCACCAGGCUUGUACUGUAGCAUAUUUCAACUAAAUACACAUUGCAUUUUUUUUAUGCCUUGUGUUUUUGUUUUUACAAAAAUAUUUCUAGUGGCAUGUCCCUCUGCUGCCACAGGGUGGUGCUGUUGAGUCAACUACUUGCAGCAACCAGUAGGUCAGUCAUUAACGAGCAGCGCCACCUAAAGAGUGUAGAAGUUACAACUGGAGGCGGAAUUUGAGACUUUGGCUCGUUCUUGGUUUUAUUUUUAAUCAAGUAAACAAUCACUAGUAGAUCAUGUAGAAAAUGUAGAUCAGAAAUGUUUAAUUUACAAAACUAUUACUCUGUUGGUGGGAAUUAUUCUGGAAUAUUGUCUAUAAUGGGCACACCCAGACGGACAGAUGUCAGGUUCAAACACCGAUGACAUCUAUUAAACAGACAAGAAGCAAGGAAGUAAACAGAGACAGGAUUCAAUUUAGCUCAAUGAGGAGAGCGCGUACACCUGUACUCUAGUACAGUGUCGUGCCACGCUCAGACGAAAGGAUUGCACCCCUCCUCUUUUAAUUGGACUUUCCCUGAUUACAUGGCAACAGCUGUUUCUAAGGGGAGAGGGGGUCAUAAACAGCCGUUGCCCUCGGUCACAAAACAGUUAGAAGAAAAGAUGCAUGGAGCUUGCGUCAGGUCCUGCUUCCUGAUGACUCUAUUACAUGGCCAAUUGUCACAUCUAGUAAAUGAAUAUGUACUCUUAAAGACAAUAACAUUGAUGACUAUAAUACAUGGCCAAUUGUCACAUCUAGUAAAUGAAUAUGUACUCUUGAAGACAAUAACAUUGAUGACUAUAAUACAUGGCCAAUUGUCACAUCUAGUAAAUGAAUAUGUACUCUUAAAGACAAUAACAUUGAUGACUAUAUUACAUGGCCAAUUGUCACAUCUAGUAAAUGAAUAUGUACUCUUAAAGACAAUAACAUUGAUGACUAUAAUACAUGGCCAAUUGUCACAUCUAGUAAAUGAAUAUGUACUCUUAAAGACAAUAACAUUGAUGACUAUAUUACAUGGCCAAUUGUCACAUCUAGUAAAUGAAUAUGUACUCUUAAAGACAAUAACAUUGAUGACUAUAUUACAUGGCCAAUUGUCACAUCUAGUAAAUGAAUAUGUACUCUUAAAGACAAUAACAUUGAUGACUAUAUUACAUGGCCAAUUGUCACAUCUAGUAAAUGAAUAUGUACUCUUAAAGACAAUAACAUUGAUGACUAUAUUACAUGGCCAAUUGUCACAUCUAGUAAAUGAAUAUGUACUCUUAAAGACAAUAACAUUGAUGACUAUAUUACAUGGCCAAUUGUCACAUCUAGUAAAUGAAUAUGUACUCUUAAAGACAAUAACAUUGAUGACUAUAUUACAUGGCCAACUGUCACAUCUAGUAAAUGAAUAUGUACUCUUAAAGACAAUAACAUUGAUGACUAUAUUACAUGGCCAAUUGUCACAUCUAGUAAAUGAAUAUGUACUCUUAAAGACAAUAACAUUGAUGACUAUAAUACAUGGCCAAUUGUCACAUCUAGUAAAUGAAUAUGUACUCUUAAAGACAAUAACAUUGAUGACUAUAAUACAUGGCCAAUUGUCACAUCUAGUAAAUGAAUAUGUACUCUUAAAGACAAUAACAUUGAUGACUAUAUUACAUGGCCAAUUGUCACAUCUAGUAAAUGAAUAUGUACUCUUAAAGACAAUAACAUUGAUGACUAUAUUACAUGGCCAAUUGUCACAUCUAGUAAAUGAAUAUGUACUCUUAAAGACAAUAACAUUGAUGACUAUAUUACAUGGCCAAUUGUCACAUCUAG